Messenger RNA from Lycium ferocissimum, 576 nucleotides. RefSeq lists its product as uncharacterized. The transcript is spliced from 2 exons. Lineage: Eukaryota; Viridiplantae; Streptophyta; Magnoliopsida; Solanales; Solanaceae. The coding region runs from base 1 to 576 and encodes 191 amino acids. The record is from RefSeq and is a predicted model, not a curated record.
AUGUUGAAAUUCCCUAUCCCGGAGGAGGGAAAGACGAUUCAUGGGGAACAGCCGGCGGCAAGGGAAAUGUUCGCGGUUGAAGAAGAAACUCCCGUAUCGAAGGCACCAUCAUUGAAGGAUGUUGACAAGUCAGUCAAAGAGAUACUCUGGGCUUACAGAACGACCUCAAGGUCGAGCACUGCGGGAACGCCUUUUUUCCUAGUUUACAGAGCAGAGGCUUUAAUACCUGUGGAGGUCGGUGAGCCAAGCUUAAGCUUUCAGUACGCAAUAGACAAAUCAAAUGACGAAGCCAUUGCUAUAAAGCUUGAUUUGACGGAUGAGCUUCGGGAAACUGUGUUGGACCGUUUGACAGCACAGAAGCAACACAUGGGGAUAUAUUGCAAUCGAAGAAUGAAUCUUAGAUACUUCCAAGUUGGGGACUUAGUUCUACGAAAGUUACUAGUUCUACGGAAAGUUAAGCUUCACACCAAAAAUCCUAGUGACGGGAAGUUGGGUUCGAAUUGGGAAGUUCCAUAUAGAGUAACCGGGAUAACCGAUAAAGGCUUGUACCAAUUAGAAUCUGAAGAUGGUCAGUAG